Tetrahymena thermophila SB210 is the source of this 261-nucleotide messenger RNA. RefSeq names its product ubiquinol-cytochrome C reductase hinge protein. Lineage: Eukaryota; Ciliophora; Oligohymenophorea; Hymenostomatida; Tetrahymenidae. The transcript is spliced from 3 exons. The record is from RefSeq and is a predicted model, not a curated record.
AUGAGCAACGUUUCAGACGCCCAAAUUCAAGAAUGGAUCAAAAGAGGUGAAGAUCCCAAGGAAUUUUUACUCAAGGAAUGCGCUCCUUAAUGCACUGCUUGGAAAGAAAAGCUCGGUAGAUGCGAAGCUAAAUUAAAAUCUCUCGUCAAUGCUGACCCUGAAAUGUCUUGCAUGUAUCCUCUCAGAGAUUGGGUUACUUGCAUCGAAGCUUGCGUUCAACCUGCUAUUACUAGAAACCUUUUCGGAAGCAAGUACAUGUGA